Molecule: messenger RNA, 1323 nt
Organism: Cynocephalus volans (Philippine flying lemur)
Lineage: Eukaryota; Metazoa; Chordata; Mammalia; Dermoptera; Cynocephalidae
Gene: ACTL7A
Product: actin like 7A
Exons: 1
Coding region: 1-1323 (440 amino acids)
Cellular component (GO): nucleus; cytoplasm
Source: RefSeq, a predicted model, not a curated record
AUGGCUCUUGACAGCAUAUGGGCUCCACAGGCAGCAAUCAUCGGGGAUGCGCCUGCCAAGAAAGUGGGUAACCAGGCCUCCCUGCAGGCACAGGUCCUCCAGACUGCCUCCUUAAAGGAUGGCCCAGCAAAGCGGGCAGUGCGGGUCUGCUGUAAGAGUUCCAAGCCAGGAGAAUCUACUAAAUCAACAGUGGCCAAGGAGAGGCCUAAGCCAGAGGUGACGAAAGCAGUGGUUGUGGACCUUGGCACUGGCUACUGUAAAUGUGGUUUUGCUGGCCUGCCAAAGCCCACCCACAGGAUCUCAACGACAGUAGGCAAGCCCUACAUGGAGACCACCAAGACCGGGGAUCAUCGCAAGGAGACAUUCGUGGGGCAAGAGCUCGUCAAUACAGAGGUUCGUCUCAAGCUGGUUAACCCUCUGCGACAUGGCAUCAUUGUGGACUGGGACACAGUAGAGGAUAUCUGGGAAUAUCUCUUCCGACAAGAGAUGAAUAUCGCCCCAGAGGAGCAUGCAGUCUUGGUUUCAGACCCACCCCUGAGCCCACAUACCAACAGAGAGAAGUAUGCAGAAAUGCUAUUUGAAACCUUCAACACCCCCGCAAUGCACAUCGCCUACCAGUCCCGCCUGUCCAUGUACUCCUACGGGAGGACCUCUGGCCUGGUGGUGGAGGUUGGCCAUGGUGUGUCCUACGUGGUCCCCAUCUAUGAGGGCUAUCCUUUGCCCAGCAUCACCGGAAGGCUAGACUAUGCAGGCUCUGACCUGACAGCCUAUCUGAUGACCCUGAUGAACAAUUCAGGGAAAUACUUCACUGAGGACCAAAUGUCCAUCGUGGAGAACAUCAAAAAGAAAUGCUGCUUUGUGGCCCUUGACCCCAUUGAAGAGAAGAAAGUCCCUCCCACUGAACACACGAUCCUGUACACUCUGCCUGAUGGGAAGGAGAUACACCUGUGCCAGGAAAGGUUCCUCUGCUCAGAGAUCUUCUUCAAGCCAUCGCUGAUCAGGUCCAUGCAGUUGGGCCUCCACACCCAGACAUUGUCCUGCCUCAAUAAGUGUGACAUCGCCCUCAAACGGGACCUCAUGGGAAACAUCCUACUCUGCGGGGGCAGCACCAUGCUCAGUGGUUUCCCCAACCGUCUGCAAAAGGAGCUGAGCAGCAUGUGCCCCAAUGACACCCCACUGGUAAACGUGCUACCCGAGAGAGACAGCGCAGUGUGGACUGGUGGCUCCAUCCUGGCCUCACUUCAGGGCUUCCAACCACUGUGGGUCCACCGCUUUGAGUACGAGGAACACGGGCCAUUCUUCCUCUACAGGAGGUGCUUCUGA